AUGGCCACCCAAAUGUUUGAGGGGAAGGGGCACGCAGCUAUCUACCAGAAAUACAGGUUUGCGCCAGGCGAAGAGCUGCAGCAAGUCAUCCUCAGCUACCUGCGGGAAAAGAGGCCAAACGCUGUUGAGCUGGUGGUGGAUGUUGGCUGUGGGACCGGACAAGGCACCCGCUUCCUUGCAAAGCACUUCAAGAAGGUGGUGGGAACGGACAUCAGCGAAGCGCAGAUCCAGGAGGCAAAGGAUGCCCCCUUCCUGCCCAAUGUCUCCUACCUCGUGUGCCCUGCAGAGGAGCUGCCACUUGAGGAUGCCUCAGUGGACGUCCUGGCUUCAUUUACUGCUGCGCACUGGUUUGACAUUGAGAAGUUCAUGAAAGAAGCAAACCGGGUGCUUAAGCCGGGCGGUUGUGUGGUCAUCUGCACCUAUACCAUGGACAUGAGUCUGCGCUAUGGAAACUGCUCUGAAAAGUUAACAAAAAUCUUCAGAGAGUCCUGGGAUCUGCUUUUAAAAUACUCACAUAAUAAAGUAAAACAUGUCAUGGAAGACUACAAAAUGAUCUUUGAGGCCUUGCCAUUUCCAGAUAAAAAGAGAAUCACUGAUAUUUAUGACAAAAUUCCCAUGACUGUUUCUGGUGUGGUUGGCUACCUGGAGUCUGUCUCUCCAUAUCAAGUUUUUAUGAAGAAUGACCCUGAAGCUGCAAAAUCCCUCCUCCCAGAGACUGAAAAGAGGAUGCUGGAGACGAUGGGAGUUUCCUCUCGUGAAACCCCAGUGGAGUUCUGGGUGAGGCAUGUCUGUGUGCUGGGGUGCAAGGGACAAUGA
This is a messenger RNA of Mesitornis unicolor (brown roatelo), 816 nucleotides long. Its product is annotated as putative methyltransferase DDB_G0268948. Gene Ontology annotation, molecular function: S-adenosylmethionine-dependent methyltransferase activity. The transcript has 6 exons. NCBI's taxonomy places the organism in Eukaryota, Metazoa, Chordata, Aves, Mesitornithiformes, Mesitornithidae. The record is from RefSeq and is a predicted model, not a curated record. The coding region runs from base 1 to 816 and encodes 271 amino acids.